UAACCGCUGACGAGUCAUUUGGGUUUGGAGUAACACUAUCAUCGCUAUGGCAGAUCUGGAUAUAAACCAGACGUUGGCAGAAAUAAAUGCUAUUUUAAACGAAACUGGACAAAACGAAACGGCAAAAUGGAAAGCAACAUCAGAAGGGAUGACAUUUGCAUAUACUAGUCUUAUCCUGAUGGCAGUUUUGCCGAUUUUUUUUGGUUCUUUCCGAUCAGUAAAGCACCAUAAGGCACAGAAGGAAUCUGGAGAAAAACCAGACACUAUGACCCACAAAGAUGCUGCAAUGUUUCCACUGAUUGCAAGCUGUGCCCUCUUGGGAAUUUAUAUAUUCUUCAAAAUUUUUUCAAAGGAAUAUGUUAAUUUGGUUCUUACUGCUUACUUCUUUUUCUUGGGAGUUCUAGCACUCGCUCACAUUCUAAGCCCUUUCGUGAAUAAACUCAUUCCAGAUGGCUUUCCAGAUGAAUUCUUUCAUCUGAUUUUCACUAAAGGACAAGGAGAACAAAAAGAAGAAGUCAUCAACUAUAAGUUUGACUACAAGGACAUCAUUUGUGUUGGCAUUUGUUCUUUGAUGGGUGGCUGGUACCUGUGGAAGAAGCACUGGGUCGCUAACAACUUGUUUGGACUAGCUUUUGCUGUAAAUGGUGUGGAACUUCUCCAUUUAAACAGUGUGAUUACUGGCACCAUUCUUUUGGGUGGACUCUUCAUCUACGACAUUUUCUGGGUUUUUGGUACUGAUGUUAUGGUCACUGUCGCCAAGUCGUUCGAAGCUCCCAUCAAGUUGGUUUUUCCUCAAGAUUUCCUUGAGAGUGGCGUGUAUGGCACAAACUUUGCGAUGUUAGGACUCGGAGAUAUUGUGAUCCCGGGUAUCUUCAUCGCGCUGUUGCUCCGCUUUGAUCAAAGCCUGAAGCGAGAACAGAAUGUGUAUUUUUAUUCAAGUUUUCUAGCUUAUUUUCUUGGCCUCAUAACAACAGUGAUUGUAAUGACAUACUUUAAACAUGCACAACCUGCUUUGUUAUAUCUAGUGCCAGCAUGCAUUGGAGUUCCAUUUUUAGUUGCUCUUCUAAGAGGAGACAUUAAAGCCCUCUUCAAGUAUGAAGAUCAUCCUGAAGAAGGUACAAGUGACGAAAACAAAGAGGAAGCUAAGAAGAAGAAAUGAUAUACGCGUUACUUGAUGUGCAGAGCAGAUGUCUCAUGUCAGCACAUUCUUAUUUUUACCUCAAAUAAGGUCUUGAGGUCGUUUAUUUUUCGGGGGUUUCCUGUUCGGAGCUAUUUGUUUUUUAUUCUUAUAGACACUCCUUAUACGUCACUUUUUCUCUGUAUUGAAUAUUUCUUUUUAUUCAACCAAUCGUAUUCCUGCAGUAUAGCUGGUUUAGAACAUGUUGCUAUGGAAUCAACAUCUACUGAUACAGUUCAUUAACCAAAUGUGCACUGGGUCAGUCUGUAUUAGAGAAGUAAUGUUAACUGUUAUCCAAAUUUAUUUACACAAAAUAUCAGAUGUGUUAAAAAAAAAGUAUUUGUACAACAGAUACGUCUGUGAAUUAAUGACAUUAGUCCGAUUCAUAUUUUGAUUUGUUGGAGUGCAAGGUGACGUCCAUGUAAAGAAUAGAAAUACUUUUGUCCAUUGCAAUUAAAUAACCUCUAGAACGUACAAAAUACAUAUCUAGAGUAUCCACUCGUCUCUACUAAACUGUCACUAAAUUAUCACUGUAGGGUAAAAUGAAUAGUUGAUAAUUUUGACAACAAAAUAAAUACCAUGCUGAAUGGCACUCUGUAAACAUUGACCCUCACUCGUGCACAUAUGGUUAACGAUUUUAGUUUGCUAUUCUGACAAACUUGUUAAUAGAAUGAUCUUUAAUGUUAAGAUACAAAAGAAUCACUUUCGGCCGCUUAUCGAGUUAGAUGACAAAGUUCGUACUUCUCUACAAAAAGAAAACUUGAAGGAAUCUUGAUGUAUAGAGUAAAUAUUUAUUGCACAUCUAAUCCAAUGUAAUUUUGUAGAACUGUUUGAAACAACCAGUAGGACUUUAUAAAUGGCAGUUUUUUCUACAAUUUUAAAAUUAAAAGGAACAUUUUAUGCGUAACACCUUGAAGUAAUUUUUUGAUGUUUUAACAUAACUCUCCAGUGGAACAUGCUUUUGUUAGAUUGACGUAUCUUGUUCUUAUGUGGAACAACCAAAAAUUACUGCUGCAUUAUUUUUAUUUGUUUUCCAGAAAUUACUAACUUCUGCGUAUCCACACUUAUAAGUUCUGUUCGAAUUUUUAUCCAUUAAAAUAUUUUCUUUUAAAUAGAAUUGAACAGGAAACCCGUUAAGAAGAUAAAAAAAAUCCCAUGUUUUUUUAGGUGAUGGAAAUUUUUGUUUAAUUUAUAUUUAUUGCUUUUCUAUAUCAGCCAGUUUUCCAAUUGAAGUCUAUAAAUCUUAAAAACCUGAAAGUUGACCAGAAUAAACAUACAAGAAUCUUCUGUAUUCUUAACAUAUUAAAUCAUUGUUGUCUGUCAGUUGAAAGUGUAAAAGAGUUUUGCAAGAUGAAAAUUCUCAAAGUUCCAUAUAAAGGUUUAAUAGUAAUAUAUUCUUAAAGAAAUGCACAAACAGUUAAUCGAUGUCUUCAUUUUAAACUGUUUGGUGCUUAGGCCUAGGCUAUGUGUUUGUAUUAGAAAAAUAAUAAAACUUGGUGAUGUUUGAAACAUGAUUAAGUAAUGUUUUCUUCAAGCACGACUAUUCAAAAAUAAAUGGGACAGCACACUCAAAAGUGUAACUAAAAAUUUUAUCAAAUAAUUGGGACUUCGUGUGAAGAUUUGGUAUUUCAAUCUUUUGUUAAACUUGAGUGACGGGUAACAUUUUCGUAUUCAGGAUAAGAUCGUGUUUUAUGUGUAACACUGAAAAGUCACGAACUAAACGGUACAAGUCUGAAAGAAAUGAAUGAUUAGCUUCUGUAAAGAGGUCUAGCAAUAUGUUAAUCAGCUUUUGUAAUACUGUAUUGUCGUCGUAUUGCUGCACAACUUGGUAACAUUGACAAGAUAUACUCAAGAAUAAAUUUUUUAUUUACUCUGUUGUCUAUAUUUUCUUUGAAAGCUAUAAUAAAACUAUAUAUUUUUUAUC
Molecule: messenger RNA, 3101 nt
Organism: Limulus polyphemus (Atlantic horseshoe crab)
Lineage: Eukaryota; Metazoa; Arthropoda; Merostomata; Xiphosura; Limulidae
Product: minor histocompatibility antigen H13-like
Exons: 11
Coding region: 47-1159 (370 amino acids)
Biological process (GO): membrane protein proteolysis
Cellular component (GO): lumenal side of endoplasmic reticulum membrane; cytoplasmic side of endoplasmic reticulum membrane; membrane
Molecular function (GO): aspartic endopeptidase activity, intramembrane cleaving
Source: RefSeq, a predicted model, not a curated record